UGUUGGUGAUAUAAUCCUUACAUUUAUUUGCAAGAUUUUUGCCUUUCACUCUUGCCUCAAUGGAAAUGGUGAAGAUCCUUUGUGCUGUUCUUUUCUUUGUUGCCUCAAUGAGUGCAGUGUUGGCUCAUGAAGGCCAUCAUCACCAUCAUCAUCAUCAUUACUCCCCAACUCCAGCUCCAGCUCCAGCACCAGGACCAAGCAGUGGUGCCUCAGCUACUUUCCCAGUUGUUGGUUCUUUUGUUGGUGCUUCUCUUGUGUCACUUGUUGCCUAUUACUUGUACUAG
Molecule: messenger RNA, 284 nt
Organism: Quercus lobata
Lineage: Eukaryota; Viridiplantae; Streptophyta; Magnoliopsida; Fagales; Fagaceae
Product: arabinogalactan protein 23-like
Exons: 1
Coding region: 60-284 (74 amino acids)
Source: RefSeq, a predicted model, not a curated record